This is a messenger RNA of Capsella rubella, 1667 nucleotides long. RefSeq names its product probable galacturonosyltransferase-like 6. Lineage: Eukaryota; Viridiplantae; Streptophyta; Magnoliopsida; Brassicales; Brassicaceae. Gene Ontology annotation, cellular component: Golgi apparatus. Gene Ontology annotation, molecular function: glycosyltransferase activity. The coding region runs from base 196 to 1242 and encodes 348 amino acids. The transcript has a single exon. The record is from RefSeq and is a predicted model, not a curated record.
CUCUCUCUUUCUUUCUUCUAGUCCGAGAGCAGAGAAGAAGAUGUGUGGCACUCUGUUUUCUUAUCGUGAGCUUCCUUUGACUAUUUUCGUUGACUAAUGGACUCUUCUUCUUCUUCUUCUCCAUCUCCUCUUCAAGAACAAAUCAUCUCUUCUCGUUGUUUCUAAGGGUUUCUUUGAUUUUUAGUUUCCUUGGAAAUGGUUUGGGCGACGAGGUUUUCAGGAUUUUUCUCCGCCGCGAUGGCAGUGAUCGUGUUAUCUCCGUCGCUCCAGUCAUUUCCUCCGGCGGCGGCAAUCCGCUCGUCUCCAUCACCGGUAUACAGAAAGUCUCCGGUGGUUUUCAACAAUGGCGAGGAAUGUCUCUCCUCCGACGGCGGCGUCUGCAACCCGUCGUUGGUCCACGUGGCGAUCACGUUAGACGUGGAGUACCUGCGUGGCUCAAUCGCAGCCGUUAACUCAAUCCUGCAGCACUCGAUGUGUCCGGAGAGCGUCUUUUUCCACUUCAUCCUGGAGGAGACGAACCACCGGCUGCUGGAGUCUCUGGUGAGAUGGGUUUUCCCGGGACUGAAGUUCAAUAUUUACGAUUUUGCCCCUGAGAGGGUUCGCGGUUUGAUAUCUUCUUCCGUGAGACAAGCUCUUGAGCAGCCUUUGAAUUACGCUCGGAACUACUUGGCGGACCUGCUCGAGCCUUGCGUCAACCGUGUCAUAUACUUGGAUUCGGACCUCGUCGUCGUGGACGAUGUUGCCAAGCUCUGGAGGACUAGUCUAGUGGGAUCGAGGGUCAUCGGGGCUCCAGAGUAUUGUCACGCGAAUUUCACGAGAUACUUCACCAGAGGGUUCUGGUCGGAGGAGAGAUUCUCCGGCGCCUUUAGAGGGAGGAAGCCUUGUUACUUCAACACAGGUGUGAUGGUGAUAGAUCUCAAGAAAUGGAGAAGCGGGGGUUACACCAAACGUAUAGAGAGAUGGAUGGAGGUUCAGAAGUCACAGAGGAUUUACGACCUCGGCUCUCUUCCACCGUUUCUUCUUGUUUUCGCCGGUCACGUCGCUCCCAUCUCGCACCGGUGGAACCAGCAUGGCCUCGGUGGCGACAAUGUUAGAGGUAGCUGUCGUGAUUUGCACCCUGGUCCUGUGAGUUUGCUGCAUUGGUCUGGUAGUGGCAAGCCAUGGUUAAGACUCGAUUCAAAACGCCCUUGCCCGUUAGACGCAUUAUGGACGCCUUACGACUUGUAUCGACACUCGCUUUGACUACUGUUUGAUUAGCUAGCUAGCUGCUUAUUACUACUAGCUAGUAUGUUUUACUUUCUUCAUCAGUUGUUGAACUACUAGCUAGAUGAUUCUUUGGAACCUACCUGCUCUUGUGUUUUUUCUUUAAAGACUCUCGCUUUGAGUUUCCUUUGAGCACAUGUGAAGAAGGCUCUACACUUUUAAUUGAUAAUCUGCAAAUAAGCUCUAGUUUGAUAAGUUUGAUGCGAACAUUGUUGUUACUGUCGGUGGAUAUGAGAGGGUGUGCCACUAGGGUUGUCUUCAUCAAAGGGGCAAAAGACUAGUGGCUCCUACUAGCUAGGGUCUGUCUGAUCAGAACAACAAUGUUUUUAUAUAUACUGAAGUAUUAUUGAUUGUUGUUUUAAGCUGUCGAAUUUGUUGAGUACCAUAUCUUUGUUUGUUUGAAA